GCUGUCACAGCAGCUGCGCUAUCUGGAUUAACGGCGCUGAGGAGGCGACCGGUGAGGAGGGCGAGGAUCAGCGGGACCGAGCAGCGUGUCGUUGUGAGUGACCGGGCGACCGCUCUGCUGGGACGCUGCGUCGUCUUUAUUCAGAAACUUUUAUUUUAUUCUCCAUUCACUUUUUUUUCUAUAUGGUGGAUGAGCGGUGUAAAUAUAGACUGGGAGACAUAAAGAGAGAAAUAGAAGGAAGAGCUGGGAGCUCGUGUCGGUAAAGUAAAAUCCAAAAAUCUAUCACUGAGGGGGUUUAACAUUUUACACUAAGCGAAGGGACGCUGCGGUUGUGGGUUUUUUCAAUAUCCAAUAACGAAAAUCCACUGGAAAUGUGUCGGAAUUGUUAGACCUCGCUGGCUUUCGCUUGGGAUAUUUCCUCUUGUGGUGGAAUUUUUUUUCCCUGCUUCACCUGCGCGAGGACGGCGACCGGCGGGAAACGGAGAAUAAGAAGGGAGCGAGGAAGAGACAGAGAGAGGGAGGACGCACCGUCGGUCGGAAAAACAAGAAGAGGAGCUGAAGAAAAUAAUUUAGAAAGCAGUGGUUAACGGGGGGAGACGAAGAGGCGGGGGUUCAUUUGAGUUCCCCUCGGAUGGGAUUCCUCUCUCCGCCUGCGGACGGAGGGAUGAGUCUAGGAGAAAAAGACGGAGUGAGAGAGAAGAGGAGGAUGUAGUCGUCGGGCGCUGUGAGAAUGCAAAACGGACGCACCCCUUCGGAAGCUAGGAUUGAACUAUAAACCCGUACGGAUUUUACAGCCACCCAAGGAAUGUUACACCUUUACCUCAGUAUCUAAUAUAUGGCCCGUCAGCUCUUACCUGGAACCUAUUUGUCUGGAGUUACAAGUAUAUUCCCCUCUACUGUUUUAACGAUGGGAUCUGGAGACAUAGCUGAGCCCUGACACUCGGCGAAGGCGCUGUUCCCAGAAAGAGUGGGUGAAAAAAGAAGAACUUGGACGUCCACCAUCCUUUAUGAUGUUAUAGCUGUGGUAACAUGUGAUUCCUGAAGAGAGGUGUCCGUUUUUAUAUCUCAGAAGGUGUUGUGUCCAGGAGGGGUGGUAAUCAUGGAGAGGCUGUUGCUAUGUGUGAUGCUAGUAGUUGCCAUGGCAGUGCGGGCACAAAUCUGCCCAAAGCGAUGUGUAUGUCAGAUCCUGUCACCCAACCUGGCAACCCUCUGUGCCAAGAAAGGUCUGCUGUUUGUACCACCCAACAUUGACAGGCACACGGUGGAACUACGGCUGGCUGAUAACUUUGUCACGAGUGUUAAAAGGAAAGACUUUGCAAACAUGACACGGCUGGUGGACUUAACGCUAUCCAGAAACACCAUCUCCUUCAUUACGCCUCAUGCCUUUGCUGAUCUGGAAAACCUCAGAGCCCUACAUCUCAACAGCAACCGGCUGACAAGAAUAGGCAAUGAUACGUUCAGUGGGAUGUCAAAACUUCACCACCUCAUUCUGAACAACAACCAGCUGGUGAUGAUCCACCAGGGAGCAUUCAAUGACCUGCUGGCGCUGGAAGAAUUGGACCUCAGUUACAAUAACUUGGACUCAAUUCCAUGGGAGGCCAUCCAGAAAAUGAUCAGCCUUCAUACGCUGAGUUUAGAUCACAACAUGCUCGACUUCAUUCCGGAGGGAACUUUUUCUCUUCUACAGAAGCUCAACCGACUUGACGUCACAUCUAAUAAACUCCAAAAGCUGCCGCCGGAUCCUCUUUUUCAGCGAGCACAGGUUCUGGCAACUUCAGGGGUCCUGACCUCUUCUGCUUUUGCCCUGUCAUUUGGGGGGAAUCCUCUCCACUGUAACUGUGAGUUACUGUGGCUGCGACGGCUCAACAGAGAGGACGACCUAGAGACAUGUGCCUCGCCCCACCACCUCUCCGGGCGCUACUUUUGGUCCAUCCCCGAGGAGGAGUUCUUGUGUGAACCGCCCCUCAUCACCAGAUACUCCCAUGAGAUGAGGGUGCUGGAAGGACAAAGAGUCGCACUCAGGUGUAAGGCGAGAGGUGAUCCAGAGCCAGCAAUCCACUGGAUCUCCCCUGAGGGCAAACUGGUGUCCAACUCCUCCAGGACGCUGGUUUACAACAACGGGACUCUAGACAUUCUCAUCAGCACCGUGAAAGACACCGGCUCCUUCACCUGCAUCUCAUCCAACCCCGCUGGUGAAGCCCACCAGACUGUAGAACUGGUGAUCAUAAAACUCCCCCACAUUUCCAACAACACCAACAACAUCCAAGAGCCCGACCCGGGAUCGUCUGACAUAUCCACGUCAACCCGCGGCGGGGCCAGCGGCAGCAAUGUCACGGGUGACGUGAAAAGCGGAGCGGACAAGAGGGUGGUGACGGCCGAAGCCACGUCGUCAACUGCACUGAUCAAGUUCAACUUCCAGAGGAAUAUUCCCGGCAUCAGGAUGUUCCAGAUACAGUACAACGGAAGCCAGGAUGACUCGCUGGUCUAUAGAAUGAUCCCCCCAUCUAGCAAGAACUUCCUGGUCAACAACCUGGCGGCGGGCACCCAGUACGACCUCUGCGUGCUGGCCAUCUACGAUGAUGUCAUCACCUCGCUGACGGCAACGCGCGUUGUCGGCUGUGUGCAGUUCAGCACGGAGUCGGAGUACAUGAGGUGUCACUUUAUGCAGUCGCAGUUCCUCGGCGGGACCAUGAUCAUCAUCAUUGGAGGGAUAAUAGUGGCCUCGGUGCUCGUUUUCAUCAUCAUCCUGAUGAUACGGUACAAGGUGUGUAACUCUGGCGAGGGCGGUAAAGGCGUCUCACUGUCAAUGACCAACGUCCACUCGCAGACCAAUGGGCAGCAGUCGCAGGGCUGCUCCGUGACUCCCAGCGCCUCCAAGCACGGCUCCGUCGGAUUAGACGACCUCUCAGGGGGCGCGAAGAAACGGAGCGGAGCAGCAGCAGGAGGAGGAGGAGGAGGAGGUGUGGGCAAGGACACGAUGACUCAGUCAUCCGAGUCAUCGCUGCCUGACUGCUCCACGGCUACGUCGGUUCUCAGCCAGUCCUGGACGGGAAGAAGCCCAACAGCUGGAACCGAGGAUCGAGUGAGUGAGGACAGAGCCCAAGCUGUCGUGCUGUCGCCCAGCGCCGCCAAGCCCAAGAGGAAGCCCGCUCCCGGUAAGCCGGGCUCAGUGUGCUCCAACGCGUCGGCUCCCUAUGAGAACCUCCCCUCCUCCUCCUCUCGCCCUCCUUCCGUGUCUUCCUCCACCGCCUCCUCCGCCCUGCUCCCUUCUUCCAACCCUUUGGAAAACCUCAACACCAACCGCAACAACUCCACCUGUCUCAACCAAACGCCACCUCCGCUGGCCCCGCCCCCUUUCUCCAGCCCUCUGGCCACGCCCAGCCCCGUCCCCUCCAUCCGAUUCAGAGAGACCCCCAUCCUGCGCCGGGCUCCUUGCACCGCGUCCUCCUCCGCCUCCACCAAGUACCAGACUCUCCCCACAGAGGAGGGAGGAAGGAGCCGGGCCAGGAGGAGGUACUCGUUGAGUGAAGGAGGCUCUAAGACUCACUCGUCCCAUCUGAGAGGAGGGGGAGCGCCAAAAUUAGGGCGCAUAAUGCGGAACAAAAGGAGCCAAUCAAUGAGCGGGAUGCUGCUCCAUAAAGACAAUGAGGAAGACUCAGAAAAAGGCCGCUGUGAUUCAGACUGGAUCCUAGAAAGCACGGUUUGAACCAGGACGUUAAAGAAACUGGUUUAUUCAUUAUCGUUUCUCUUUUGUAUGAGGCCACGUCUGAGGCUGUGUGUGUGUGUGUGUGUGUGUGCGUUAGAAUGUGUGUUUCCGGUGUGUACGCGUGUUGAUGUUAGUAGAGCGCCUGCCUGACUUGGAGUGCGUCCUGUAAACAUAAACCAUUUUUAUUUUUUCAUUUUUCAUAACUUUUUCUCCACAACCUUUUGUAUUCAGUUUACACGGUAUCUGUUUUACAGCAGGUGGAAUGAUUUGCCUUGUCUCGUAGCGUCCGAGUGGUCUCGUCGGUUCCACUUUAUAGCACAAAUGAAAACAAGACAGCCGGCUCGCCACGUCAUUUCCUGAGUCACACUCACCGAAUCUGAGAACACCACAAAAUGGGGAUUAUUACAGGAAAAAAAAGGAUAAUGUGAAAAAAAACAAUACAAAACUGAACAAAACACCACUGUUAUCAAUCACACACCCACAGUAAAUCUGUGUCCAUAACCGUGGCAAGAGAAUAGCAGUCUGUGCCUUCUUUUGCAGUAACAGACCUUCUGACAGAUGAUCUUACCAGACUUUGGACUCCACUACAGCUCCACGACUGAGAGACGGGGUGACCAGAGGAAGAGCGCGUUCACACAUAGCCUUUUACCUACUGAGGAGUGCAGAUGCAGACACGAACUGGGACGACAACAGCAAACUGAGAGAAACUCUAAAGGACCUCUAAUGAAAUUGCUAUUUUUUAAUGGGAAGAACAAACAAAAAGAUAAAAAUCUCGUGAGCUUUUCACUGCAGCCUGUGUGGGUCACAAGCUUCGGAUUCUGUACAGAAGAAGACAACAUGUACUGUGUUGUUAUGUUGUGUAAAAUAAAAAUGGAUAAAAACAACUGGAA
Messenger RNA from Betta splendens (Siamese fighting fish), 4596 nucleotides. It is a transcript of the gene lrfn5a, whose product is annotated as leucine rich repeat and fibronectin type III domain containing 5a. The record is from RefSeq and is a predicted model, not a curated record. Gene Ontology annotation, molecular function: protein binding. The coding region runs from base 1100 to 3706 and encodes 868 amino acids. NCBI's taxonomy places the organism in Eukaryota, Metazoa, Chordata, Actinopteri, Anabantiformes, Osphronemidae. The transcript is spliced from 10 exons.